AUGCCAGCAUCUCUCAACCGCUCGUCUUCACCACCUCCUCUUGCUCCUGUCUGCAAGAAGAUUCUGCCUCGCCGCAAGAUCGUCGUGCCACCACAGCAAUAUGCAUCGUCGUCAUCGUCAGCUGGCGCAGGAUCCUCCGCUGCAGUUGCCAAGACUGAGCCUAUCACUUUGUCAUUGCUGCCAUCAGCCAUUGUGGAGUCUUCAACCACGGUUGUCAGUGUUGAGUCUGCAUCUGCCGCAACGGUAACAGGGCCCUGUGUCAAGCUGGAGCCUCACCCGUUCCCAAUGUCUCUUCCCGGCAAGAAGACACCAUCGCCUCAGCGGUCUGGGUCUUCAAGAGCCGCGUCUGGAUGGCUCUUCAAGGAGUUUUGCGAGGACCUCAGCAAAAAAAACCCUUACAGGCCCUCAGACGAGGAAGCAGAUGACACAAUCAUUGUCAUUUCUUCUGACUCUUCAGAUGGGUGUCGACCUGUUCGCACUCACCAUUGUAGCCACCACUCAUGGCCUUCCGAGCAACCAUCCUCUCCCACGGCUGCUCCGCCAGCUACAUCACCAACAGCCGAUGAGCAAACCUCGCCCCCUUUGCUCGCCGCUGCACGCUCUGCCAGCAUGGAAUUUGUCGACUACGGCAUCAAAAGUGAGCCUGGUAGCCCUGGGAUUCAAAGUGGCACUGAGGGUUACGAGCCUCAAAAUGACUUCCACAUCACAGAUCUUGGGCUAUAUCUCAGCAACUGGGAUACUAUGGUUGAGGAAGACAUAAAGAACAACGCGCAGUGCGAGCUUCGAGCCUGCAAUGGCUCUGACAUUGCCAGCAAGGAGCCUCCCCUCACCCGCUUUGAUAAGUUCAUGGAAACUUUUGGCAUCCCAUGGCACCAUGGCAAGAAGUGGACCAAAUUUUACGAUGUUCUAGGCAGGUGGAGGGCGGCAUUGCGCGAUAUCCAGGACCGGUAUAUCGCCUACGGCUACACAGAUGCAGAGCUAUGGGCUAGUUUCCGGCUCGAGGUCGCCAAUUCUAACCGUGAGUAG
Messenger RNA from Phanerochaete carnosa HHB-10118-sp, 1026 nucleotides. RefSeq lists its product as uncharacterized. NCBI's taxonomy places the organism in Eukaryota, Fungi, Basidiomycota, Agaricomycetes, Polyporales, Phanerochaetaceae. The record is from RefSeq and is a predicted model, not a curated record. Bases 1 to 1026 code for a protein of 341 amino acids. The transcript has 2 exons.